GGGGAGGCCGGAGCGGGGCGAAGAUGAGCACCAAGCAGGUGACGUGCAGGUACUACGUGCAGGGAGUGUGCCGGGAGGGAAGCAAGUGUCUGUUCUCGCACGACCUGUCCAGCAGCAAGUCCUCCACCGUCUGCAAGUACUACCAGAAGGGGCAGUGCGCCUAUGGAGCCCGCUGCAGGUACGACCACAUCAGGCUCCCUGCCUCGGGGGGUGCAGCAGCUCCUGCGCCUCCUCCCAUGGCAUCAGCAGCGCUGCUCAGCCCUCGCCCUGCGCCUGAGCACAGCGCACCUGCAGCCAAGAGCAAGCUGCGUGAGAGUGGCAAACGGGAGAAGAAAACACUUGUGCUCAGGGACAGAAAUCUGUGUGGCUUGAAUGAAGAGAAGGAAAAAGCCAGCGCCACAAAUGAUGUGGUGUGUUGCAGUGACAAAAGUGAUAAUGUGGAAAUGAAGCCCCAUUCAUAUUUGGAAGCUAUUUGCAGUGGGCUGGAAGAUCCAGUAGCUGGAAGUUCCUUUGGUGAUGGAGAGCAGCUGUGUCCUUACGCUGCAGCAGGAGCGUGCCACUUCGGGGACCGCUGCCUUUACCUGCACGGGGACGUGUGUGAAAUAUGUGGGCUGCAAGUGCUUCACCCUUUUGACCAAGAACAGAGGAAGGCUCAUGAGAUGAUGUGCAUGGCAACGUUUGAGCAUGAGAUGGAGAAGGCUUUUGCCUUUCAGGCAAGUCAGGACAAAGUGUGCAGCAUCUGCAUGGAAGUGGUGUACGAAAAGCCAUCAGCCUCAGAGAGGAGAUUUGGGAUCCUCUCCAACUGCAAUCACACGUACUGUUUGUCCUGCAUCCGGCAGUGGAGGUGUGCCAAGCAGUUUGAGAAUCCAAUCAUAAAGUCUUGCCCAGAGUGCCGUGUGAUAUCGGAGUUCGUCAUUCCCAGUGCUUAUUGGGUAGAAGACCAGGAGAAGAAAAAUGAGCUGAUUGAAGCAUUUAAGCAGGGAGUGGGGAAAAAACCCUGCAAGUACUUUGAACAAGGGAAAGGAACUUGUCCAUUUGGAGGAAAGUGUCUUUACCUUCAUGCCUAUCCAGAUGGGACACGGGCUGAGCCUGAGAAACCACGGAAACAGCUCAGCUCUGAGGGAACUGUGCGGUUCUUCAAUUCUGUUCGUCUGUGGGACUUUAUUGAAGACAGAGAAAGUAGGACUGUAACCAGCACAGAUGAUCAAGUAACAGAACUUGGAGAACUCUUCAUGCACCUUUCUGGGGCUGAGGAGGAUUCUGCUACUUCUCAAUAAAGGCAAGCGAAGGACAGCCCUACUUCCAGGUACCUCACAGCCCCAGCUGGCAGUUACGGUUAUUUAAAGGACAGGUGAAGUUCCAGGUGUUCUCAUUAGAAGGAAGCACUGGUCGAGGUCCAGGAGGUCAGGUAUUAAAGCACAUCUCUUCUGAGCCAACUGAAACAUUAGCAAAUUCUUUAAAUUUUAAUUCAUGUUUGAGUUGCUGAAGCUCUGAGAAUCAGUUUAAGUUCUGUUUUAACUAUACUUUUAGCAAAAGCAAUUCACGGGAUGAUUGUGCAAUUUGUAAGAAGUUAUUUCUGCUGAGUCAUUUGUAUCGACUCUGCAGUUAAAACUCUGGUCUGGAAGCAACUGAAGUGGCUACUGGAUACUUCAGUACAAGCAAAGAUUUUUUUCCAUGCAAGUGCAGCAUAUAAUCUUGAAAGUCAAGCAAAGGGCCAAUACUUCUGCUCCCAUUAUGAACAAACUGCCUAUCACUGUAAGGUUGCUCACCUGUUCCAAGCUUUGAGAAAGCUUGAUUGUUGAGAUGGCAAAAAUUGUUGUGAAGCAAAGUGUGUUUAGAGGCAUUUGUGUAAAACACCCCUUGUCCCUCUGGUUUUUUAGACAACUUCCAUCUCUGCUGGCUAACAGGUUCCCAGGAGUGAAUGUGCAAAUUUUGCUCUCUGUUCUGAUCUAGGAAACGUAGUGAUAUUUUCAUGAUGAUUUCAACACUAAAAUUAAUUUUUAACAAUGCUUACUCUGAAGUCAGUCCUAAGCUUGUAAAGCUCUAUAACCACUUACUGCUCAACUUCUUUUUAAAACUGGCAUUUGAAGGCACAAGUGACAGUCUUAAUCUAGUAAAUCAUACUGCAGUGCAGAUCUUCUUCACUCACUACAAAAGUGAAGGAAGGUAAGUACAGCUGAGAGAUGCAGUUCUGUAAGCUGAGUGCUCUUUCUUGCAUACUUUCUACUCAAAAAUGUACUUACACCCCUUAGCCUCCCCACUGAAGCUUUUUUUUUUUAGCUAUUCCUACACUUUUUUCAGAGAUAUUUUCAGCAAUGAAAUAUAUAUAUUAAAAAAUAUAAGUGGAGAGAAUAUUCUUUACCUUAGAUAGGGCAUUCCUGUUCCUUUGCUCCAAGAAAACCAAGCAGGAAACAAAAAUCUGAUAUACAGAAGGUAAGGUAAUUUGUUUUUCAAAGCUGCCUAGCAAUUACACGAAGAAAAGUUUUAAUGUGAAAGCUGUAAGACAGACUCAGACCUUUCACAUUCUUCCUUUUACAGCUUUCAAAUUCUAGAUUGACAUCAAAUACUAAUCAAAAUAAUCUCUUGCUUUUAUUAAAAAAAAAGUUUUAUUUUUUUCCAGAGAGAGACAACCUGUUUUUAAAUAAGAAUGAACCAUUAGAGGUUCCUUUUGGGGGUUCAGUGCUAAAGUAAGAGCAGCUUUUCAUAGAAUCCUAGAACCAUGAAGGUUGAAAGAAACCAAUAUUGCCCACUAACCAUGUCCUGCAGUGCCACAUCUGCCUCUUUCUUGAACACCUCCAGGCACAGUGACUCCACCAUUCCCUUUUCCAUUCUUCCUUCUUUUUCAACACUAAUUAAAAUGAAGGUAAAAUGAGAGAGAAAGGGUUGCAAUUAAAAUGACAAGAACAUUACUGAAAAGUAUGCUGAUCUGUAUACAGCACUGUUUCUAUCAAUGAAAAAUGCACGUUUUAUAGUAAUACUCAACCAUAAGGGUUAAAUACUAAUCCCUGGGUGACGUUCCGAGGACAGUCAAGCUGUUUAACCGAUACGUUUCUGGCUUAUGCAUUUUAAAUUCUCCUCUACUUGAAUAGAAUACUAAUUUAAAAAGUAAUUCUUAUAUCAAACCACCUAUUUUUUGUCACCUGCUGCCUGAUCAACCAAUAGAAAGCAUGCAUUACCUAAGGGAAGACACGCAGGCUCACAGAAGAUGCAAUGCAGAGCAGAAAUGGUGCAGGUAACUCACCUGGUGGUGUAUCAGUGUAUGUAUCUAGUAGAUGCUGCUGAAAGAUUGUUACAGUAACAUCAAAACCAUCUUGUAAGUAAAGCAAAUGGGAACUGACAGGUUGUCGCAUCUAGUAUUUUAUCUAUUUUUACUGGUACAGUUAAUAUUUAUCCUAAAAAUUAUUCAGAAUGUUAUUUCUGGAACUUUUCAGAUGUAAAUGUGUGUGUCAAAAUAUGAAUUACUACAUUAAAUGAUGACAUUGAAUCUUAAA
Gallus gallus (chicken) is the source of this 3491-nucleotide messenger RNA. RefSeq names its product makorin ring finger protein 2 (gene MKRN2). Bases 24 to 1277 code for a protein of 417 amino acids. Gene Ontology annotation, molecular function: metal ion binding; ubiquitin protein ligase activity. NCBI's taxonomy places the organism in Eukaryota, Metazoa, Chordata, Aves, Galliformes, Phasianidae. Gene Ontology annotation, biological process: protein polyubiquitination. The transcript has 9 exons. The record is from RefSeq and is a predicted model, not a curated record.